AUGGACCGAUUCAACCGCAUGCUCGCUGCGGCGCAGGGUAUGGGCAUAGGCCAUGGCCCAGCACCUGGUCAAGAUACGAACCUUGUUGAUAACUCCGAGACUGUCUACAUCUCCUCCCUUGCUUUAUUGAAGAUGCUUCGGCAUGGCCGUGCAGGCGUGCCCAUGGAAGUGAUGGGUCUCAUGCUGGGUGAAUUCGUGGACGACUUCACUGUGCGAGUUGUUGAUGUCUUCGCCAUGCCUCAAUCAGGAACGUCCGUCAGUGUCGAGUCUGUCGACCCAGUCUUCCAGACAAAAAUGAUGGACAUGCUUCGUCAGACAGGGAGGCCAGAAACAGUUGUGGGAUGGUAUCACUCUCAUCCUGGCUUCGGCUGCUGGCUCUCAAGCGUCGAUAUCAACACCCAACAAUCCUUCGAGCAAUUGACUCCUCGAGCCGUCGCCGUUGUCGUGGACCCCAUACAAUCGGUCAAAGGCAAAGUCGUCAUUGACGCUUUCCGGCUGAUCAACCCGCAAACAAUGAUGAUGGGCCAAGAACCUCGCCAAACCACGUCCAAUCUGGGUCAUCUCAACAAACCGUCCAUACAAGCUCUCAUUCACGGCCUAAACAGACACUACUACAGCAUCGGGAUCCAAUACCGCAAGACAGGCUUAGAAGAGAACAUGCUGAUGAAUCUGCACAAGAAAGUCUGGACCGAGGGUCUUGAAUUGCCGCACAGCUUUGUUGAGGAGCGGAAGCGCAACGAAGAAGGACUGCAACAACUCGUGCACCUGGCAGAAGGCUAUGAACGCCGAGUCCGGGAAGAGAACGAAUUAACGCCUGAACAACUCAAGACGCGGUAUGUGGGCAAGGUGGAUCCGAAGAAACACAUUGAAGACGUUGGUCAGCGAUUGAUCGAAGACAAUAUUGUGGCUGUGUCAAGGCAGAUGAUUGAUAAAGAGGCGAGUGUAGCCAAAAAGACGGCGCAAUCCAACGGCCACGACCACCGGAAUGGUGACAACGGCCUGAUGGAUGUGGAUGAAGAGCUCUAG
Messenger RNA from Capronia coronata CBS 617.96, 1026 nucleotides. Its product is annotated as 26S proteasome regulatory subunit rpn11. Lineage: Eukaryota; Fungi; Ascomycota; Eurotiomycetes; Chaetothyriales; Herpotrichiellaceae. Gene Ontology annotation, cellular component: proteasome regulatory particle, lid subcomplex. The record is from RefSeq and is a predicted model, not a curated record. Gene Ontology annotation, molecular function: proteasome binding; metallopeptidase activity; protein binding. Gene Ontology annotation, biological process: proteasome-mediated ubiquitin-dependent protein catabolic process; protein deubiquitination. The transcript has a single exon. Bases 1 to 1026 code for a protein of 341 amino acids.